UCCGUCGGCGUCUUCCGUUCCGUAUUAAAAUAUUUUGAACGCACGCGUGAUCCAGUAGAAAGGGGACAGCAGACUGCGCGAAGAGGGGAGGAAGUCGCGAGGUCGUUCGGAUUCUCCUUCUCACCGCGCCUCCUCCGUUGCCGUGUCCCUGGACCUAGAGAUUCCUGUUGAUCUGUUCCAAGAAGUGAAUUGGCUGUUUGUUCAAGUGUGCCUUCUCACAUCCGCAUAAGAUGCACUUCCUUGCAUCAUUUCACAUAUAUGCAGGUGUCAAGUUGUUCUGGUAUACUAUCAAAUGGACUGCAAGAAGUUCUUGCAAUUCGUUGAAGAGAAGAAGAAGAGAAUUCUGGAUAAGAAAGAGGCCCCCUUGAAAUGGGAGCAGAAACUUGAAGCUGCUGCUAAGGCAAAGGCUGAUGCAGAAGCAAGAGAGUCGAAAUUAAAGGCUUCAACAAAGCACAAAAGAAGAUCCUACUCUGAAUCAGACAGUGACAAUGAUUCUGACAGCAGUUAUUCUGAUAGGAAGCAUAGAAAAAGGAGAGUUCAAAAGAAACACAGGAAACAUGGCGGCAAGCCUGACUCAGAAGAUGUUGGUAGAAGGAAACACAGAUCCAACAAAAGGAGCUCGAGCUCCAGUGAUGAAGAUAGCAGUGAGGAUGAUUCACACAGGAAGAGGCACACUCACAGGAAGAAGCAUAGUAGAUCGCCCACAGUGGACUCCAACAGCUCAAGCAGUGAAGGUGAUGAAAAGAGAUCUAACAGGAAAAGUCAUUCUAAGCGCCACAAACACCAUCAUCUGUCAGGUGAUGAGGAUUCUAGUUCAGACGCUGAAAUAAGGAAACAAAGCUCCAGCCACAGGCGACAGCACAGGCCAAGCUCAGAAGUAUUGUCUAAUUAUGAUGCUAACAAACACAAUAAUUCUUCCCUGCACAAAUUGCCAGAAGGAGAGCCUGAGACCGGGAAGCCAUGGGAUACCAAGAAGUCUCAUCAUAAGCAUGGGCAUCACCAUCACCACCAUCAUAAACACAACAAACAUGGUCAUGAUCAUAAUCAUGAUCCAGUGGAGGCAUACAUGGUUACUGGGACAAAGGGAGCUUGCAAGUUGGAUUGUUAAGCAUUGAUGAAACAUCCUGCUGAACUUGACUGUGCAUGACAGCAUUUAUCUAAACUAUUCCCAUGCUAAAUUACUAAUUGCUUGAAUUAUUGGACUAUUUAUGGCCUUCGAU
Molecule: messenger RNA, 1220 nt
Organism: Zingiber officinale
Lineage: Eukaryota; Viridiplantae; Streptophyta; Magnoliopsida; Zingiberales; Zingiberaceae
Product: sarcoplasmic reticulum histidine-rich calcium-binding protein-like
Exons: 3
Coding region: 293-1108 (271 amino acids)
Source: RefSeq, a predicted model, not a curated record